AUGGCGCAGGCUCUGACGCACCAGCAGGCGCCGAUCGGGACGUUAGCAACGACGGAGGCGGCGUGGCCGGCUCCGGGGGAAACCAGUUCCCGUCCACGUCGCUUUGCUCAAACCCUUCUCGCUCAUUUAUUUUAUGGAGACAAAAAAAGUCUACCAACAAGGAGCAAGGAGAAAGGGCUGGUGAUCAUCCCUAAGGAGAACCCUACAACGGCAUUGGAGGUGCUGAACUUUAUGCCUCUUAACAAUAAGCCUAUUCGCAUUCUGGAUUCAAACCGGGACCCUAGCAUGCAUAGAAAUGGGGCAGCAAAUAUAUUUGUUAAGAAUCUAGAUAAAGCAAUAUGCAAUGGACAGCUGUUUGAUAUCUUUUCGGCAUUUGGUAGAAUUGUUUCCUGCACGAUUGCAAAAGAUGCAUCUGGACAGUCAAAAGGCUAUGGUUUUGUUCAAUUUGAACAAGAGGAGGCAGCUCAGAAUGCAAUCAAUGAGAUAAAUGGAAUGCUUUUAAAUGAUAAACCAGUUUUUGUUGGACCCUUUAUUCGCAAAAAAGAAAGACAGAACUCCUUAGACAAGACAAAGUUUUCUAAUGUCUUUGUCAAAAACCUCUCAGAGUCGACUACAAAUGAAGAUCUAGAAAAUAUCUUUGGCGAGUAUGGGAAAAUUACAAGUGCCAUUGUUAUGAGGGAGGAGGAUGGAAAAUCUAAAUGUUUUGGGUUUGUCAAUUUUGAGAAUCCAGAUGAUGCCGCUCGAGCAGUUCAAGAACUCAAUGAGCAGAAAUUUGACGAUAAGGAGUGGUAUGUUGGAAAGGCACUGAAGAAAUCCGAAAGAGAAUUAGCACUGAGAAAAAGUUAUAAUCAGAGUGCGAGGAAUACAGUGGACAGGGAUCAAGGACUCAACUUAUAUUUGAAGAACUUAGAUGAUAGCGUUGGGGAUGAUGAGCUGAAAGAACUAUUUUCUGAUUUUGGUACAAUUACUUCUUGCAAGAUUAUGCGGAACCCUGAUGGUAUAAGUAAAGGUUUUGGUUUUGUUGCUUUCUCUGCACCUGAAGAAGCAAAUCGAGCUCUUGAAGAUAUGAAGGGAAAGAUGGUUCGCGGGAAGCCACUUUAUGUUGCACCUGCGCAACGGAAAGAAGAUAGAAGAGCUAGUUUUCAGGCACACUUUUCACAAGUGAGACCUGUAGCAAUGGGCCUAGGCCCAAGUGUUGGUCCCCGAGUUCCCAUGUACCCCCCGAGUGCUCCUGGCCUUGGACAACAAAUAUUUUAUGGUCAACCACCUCCUAACCUUAUUCCACCACAGCCAGGAUUUAGAUUUCAGCCACAGAUCAUCCCUGGAGUACAACCUGCAGAAGCACCUAUGCCAAAUUUCUUACCGGCCCUUGUCCAACAAAGACGGAAGUUUCAUGUCCACAGGUACCCUCCUGGCACACCAGGUGCAGUUGGUGGUAUGCUCCAUCCUAAUGAGAUGGGAGGUUUGCCUAUGCAAGAUGUUACCAUGCCACAACCUAUUCCCAUCGCUGCAUUGCCUUCGGCCCUUGCAAAUGCUCCUCCCAAGCAACAAAGGCUGAUGCUCGGUGAUAGUCUGUACCCACUUGUUAAGCAACUUGAACCCUUUGAUACAGCCAAAGUUACAGGAAUGCUGCUCGAGAUGGACCAAACCGAAGUCCUGCAUCUGCUGGAAUCUCCAGAUGCUCUGAGAGCAAAAGUUGCAGAAGCGAUGGAAAUUCUGAGGAGUGUCGCACAGCAGCAGCAGGUUAACGCACCGGCUGAUUAGUCGGCAUACUGAACGAUAGCCUCAUUCAUUGAGCUGACGGACUUAGUUUUAGAUUUUCCUCGAGGCAGGAACUAGUAGUAGCUUACAGUGGAGCUCGGUUUUGCUUUUUCUUUGCUAAGAACAUGUUUCGUGGGAUUUGGGUUUUUAGACUAGUCUUUGCUUGUGGAUUGACUUGUUUGCGUUGGUAGAAUACUGGAUCAGUAGUUCAUAGUUCAUUCCAUUUUCCUGUUGCUUUC
This is a messenger RNA of Musa acuminata AAA Group (dessert banana), 2000 nucleotides long. RefSeq names its product polyadenylate-binding protein 2-like. Lineage: Eukaryota; Viridiplantae; Streptophyta; Magnoliopsida; Zingiberales; Musaceae. Bases 1 to 1764 code for a protein of 587 amino acids. The record is from RefSeq and is a predicted model, not a curated record. The transcript has 10 exons. Gene Ontology annotation, molecular function: mRNA binding.